Messenger RNA from Diospyros lotus (date-plum), 952 nucleotides. Its product is annotated as 23 kDa jasmonate-induced protein-like. The record is from RefSeq and is a predicted model, not a curated record. The transcript is spliced from 3 exons. Bases 159 to 617 code for a protein of 152 amino acids. NCBI's taxonomy places the organism in Eukaryota, Viridiplantae, Streptophyta, Magnoliopsida, Ericales, Ebenaceae.
CAAUUGAGGCUGUUCAAAGGACGACUCCUAUCUAUCUAUCUAUAUAUAUAUAUGCCCUCAGAGAGGAAGAACUGGGCAAGAAGCAAGACCAAGAAGAGACACAACACGGCAGCAUCACCCGCUUCGCUCGGAGUUUACUGUGCAGUGCAGGUUUUAAGAUGGCGUCGAAUGUCUCUAGUAUAUGUCUGAUGAAAAAUGAAACUGGUGGCACUCUAACAUUUGUGGAGUGCCGUACAAUAAAUGGCCGGAUCGGACCGAUCUCGUACCCUCAGAAGAUUUCAUCUGGCCAGUGGGCAAUGUUUGUGCACACCGGCGACUUUGAAGCCCGCUCUAAAUCUAUGGGCGCUGUCAUCUAUCAUUGCACCAAUCCGGACGGGGAAGAGUGUGAUUGGAUGAUGUCUUGGUUGAACACAUAUGGGGAACCACUCAAGGUUUAUACUGAGAUCAUGGAAAAAGGCCAUUUUAAGCGUAAUGUUUGGAAGGACAUUGAACGUAGGUUGAAGCGUGGCACUAACUUCAGCGAGGAAGAGUGGGAGGACUUCACAGCCAUUGUCGAAGAGGUGCCAAAUGAUGACUGUGAUGUAUUCGCCAUAUUCCGGGGAAUUAUUACAAACUAGAAAGUUUCAACUCAGUCGAUAUGCUCAUUCUCAUCCAUCAUAGGCAAAGCCAACGAUCUCUCUCUCUCUCUCUCUCUCUCUCUCUCUCUCUCUCGCUAUAUAUAUAUAUAUAUUUAUAUAUGUAUGCGUGGGCGAUGCAUGUACGUACCUAUAUGGUGCGUUAGUGGUUACGGUUUGUAACAUAUAAUUAGCAUCCAUCAUUGUGCGUGUGUUUGGAUGCAUUAGCAAGAUGCAAGGUUUAAUAUUGGUGUCAGUUAAUAAUAUAAUGUGUGAGAUGUUGUUGUAUUAUACAGAUAUCUGGCUUGAAUAUAUUAAUGAUUAAUAAUGAUUAUAUA